Messenger RNA from Periconia digitata, 1681 nucleotides. NCBI's taxonomy places the organism in Eukaryota, Fungi, Ascomycota, Dothideomycetes, Pleosporales, Periconiaceae. The record is from the annotation of a GenBank genome assembly.
CUCCGCCAGAACAGAGUGAAGAGCAGAGCGAUGCGCGCAGUCCACAUGGCCAGCAUCGCCGUGCGCCGUCUCGUGAGGAGGAAGAGAACGCCGCACAGUUGAUCCAAAGAAACUACCGCGGCUAUCGCAAGCGCAGGCAGCUCAAGGGUAUGGGCCUCGACGCCGACUCGAGAUGGACAGAGCAAGAUGGCGCACCGCUACUCGCACCGUUUCCCGUUCGGCGCAAUCCGAAGAGCUCGAAACUCUGUCCACCCCCGCAGAGCGAUCUCGAGCGGCGAGCGAUGCCGCCCGCAAAAAAUGGAAGCGCGUGGGAGAAAUUGCUCGGCGUGCGGGCGGAGACGAUCCCGUCGAGCCUUCAGAAGACGAGGACGCCAUGAGCCCAGAGGAGCGCAGACGGUACCAACGGAAGAAAAUGGAGCAGCGUGCAGAGCGGGAGAAGACGGCCAAGAUGAUGGACCUGCAGUAUUUUCUGGAAAUGGUGGAUUCCAAACACCGGUAUGGAAGUAACCUAAGGUCAUAUCACGACCACUGGAAGAAGUCGGACACGACGGAGAAUUUCUUCUACUGGCUUGACUUUGGGGAAGGGAAGGAGUACGAGCACCCCAGGGUAACGCGAGAUCGUCUCGACAGGGAGCAGGUACGAUAUCUGAGUCGAGAGGAGCGGAUGAGUUACCUAGCCAAAAUCGACAGCGAGGGACGACUCGUCUGGGCAAAGAAUGGCGAACGAAUCAACACAACCCAGGAAUUCAAAGACAGCAUGAAUGGCAUUGUCCCCAAGGACGAUCCCACAUCGCCGUCGUUUGGUCCCUAUGGUCAACUCGUUGGAGGAAAAGGUCGGCCUGGCAGUUCUGAUUCCUCGAGUUCCAGCUCUUCCAGUGAAUCCGAACACAGUGGCAUCGAAGGCGAACACUACGUAAACGAAGAUCUGCGGGACGCCAAGGGGCUGUCAAAGAUCAAAUACGUAUCGGCCGCGGCCCUGCUGAAUCACUUGUUGAGGGGAUCGGUCAAGCCUCACACUUGGAUCUUCGUAGCAGACACAUCGUUCCGGUUAUAUGUGGGCAUCAAGCAGUCGGGCGCAUUCCAGCACAGCUCUUUCCUGCACGGGGCUAGGAUAUCGGCUGCAGGACUAAUCAAGAUCAAAGACGGCCAGCUUCGCCGCCUGUCGCCGCUGUCUGGGCACUACCGGCCACCAACCAAGAACUUUCGGGCCUUUGUACACUCAUUACGAGACAAUGGAGUCGACAUGUCCCGCGUGUCGAUUUCUCGGUCGUACGCUAUACUGGUAGGGCUCGAAACGUACGUCAAGACUCGCCGCAAAGCGAAAUCGGGGGUCCAGCACGCCCGCAAUGCCGAGACCAAGAUCAUGCGGCCGGAAGAGUACGAGAAGCAGAAGGAGGCGGAGAAGGACACGAGCAAGAGCGCAGAGCAGGAACGGCGGAUUCUGGCGGCCAAAGCUGAAAGAGAAGAAGCCGAACGCAAAGAAAAGAGCUGGAAGCACAGAGUGUGGACGCGGAUCCGCCAGCGCACCGGAUCGCUCCGAGAAGGAUCGCCCUCGCAGCAGCAGCAGCAGCAGCAGCAGCAAAAAAAGAAACACCAGAAAGCGCUCAGCAUGCCGGGGCAGGAUGUCGAGAGCAGCAUCCCGCCUGCAGGGAAGCGAGACAAGGUUGAGCCUACAUGUUGA